Messenger RNA from Purpureocillium lilacinum, 300 nucleotides. The record is from RefSeq and is a predicted model, not a curated record. Lineage: Eukaryota; Fungi; Ascomycota; Sordariomycetes; Hypocreales; Ophiocordycipitaceae.
AUGUCCUUCCGCAUCGCCGCAGGGCUUAGAUAUCCAGACAUUCUCGAUUGUGGGGGAAGAUCCCGCUGUGUUCUCGAGGCUCUGGCCCUCAAACGUACAGAUAUUUGUUUCUUUCUUGCACCACUGCGCGAAGACACCUCUGUUAGGUGCCACUCUGUUCAUGCCGACUCAAACUGCCUUACCCCUGGAUACCCGCUCAUUUCCCUGUCCUUGUCUUUUGGACCGAUGGCAUCAGAGCGCCCAUAUAGGACCAACGCCCAAAGUAAGCAAUGCUGCCUCAUAGUGAAUGAAAAAGAUUGA